AUGCACCGGAGACACACCACGCUGAGGGAGAAGGGGCGUCGCCAGGCUGUGCGAGGCCCAGCCUACAUGUUUAACGAGCGUGGCUCGGCCCUGACACCCGAGGAAGAGGGUUUCCUUGACGCUGCCGAGUACGGCAACAUCCCCGUGGUCCGCAAGAUGCUGGAGGAGUCCAAAACCCUCAACUUCAACUGUGUGGACUACAUGGGCCAGAAUGCAUUGCAGCUGGCAGUGGGCAAUGAACACCUGGAAGUGACUGAGCUGUUGCUAAAGAUGGAUGGGCUAGCCAGAGUGGGCGACGGGCUCUUAUUGGCUAUCUCUAAAGGGUAUGUGCGUAUCGUGGAAGCCAUAUUGGCGAACCCGGCAUUCAGCCAAGGGCUGCGGCUCACCCAGAGUCCCCUCGAACAGGAGCUACGGGAUGACGAUUUUUACGCUUACGAUGAAGACGGGACACGCUUUUCCCACGACGUCACCCCAGUCAUCCUAGCAGCACACUGUCAGGAGUAUGAGAUUGUGCAUAUCCUGCUCACCAAGGGGGCCCGCAUCGAGAGGCCUCAUGACUACUUCUGUAAGUGCAAUGAGUGUGUCGAGAAGCAGAAGAGAGACUCAUUCAGCCACUCCCGCUCCCGGAUGAACGCUUAUAAAGGGCUGGCCAGUGCUGCCUACCUGUCCCUGAGCAGUGAAGACCCUGUCCUCACCGCCCUGGAGCUCAGCAACGAACUGGCCAGACUGGCUAACAUAGAGACUGAGUUUAAGAAUGACUACAGGAAGUUGUCCAUGCAGUGUAAGGACUUUGUAGUGGGGGUGUUGGACCAGUGCAGAGACACAGAGGAGGUGGAGGCCAUCUUGAACGGAGACGUGGACAAUGCCCCGCCCAGUGACAACAACCGCCCCUGCCUCGAACGCGUCAAACUGGCCAUCAAAUACGAGGUCAAGAAGUUUGUGGCGCACCCUAACUGCCAGCAGCAGCUGCUGACUAUCUGGUAUGAGAACCUGUCAGGUCUGAGGCAGCAGUCCAUCGGGGUCAAGUGUUGGACCGUGCUAGGGGUCACCGUGGGACUGCCCUUCCUGGCUAUUGCCUACUGGAUCAUGCCCUGCAGCAAGCUGGGUCAGAUCCUGAGAAGUCCCUUCAUGAAGUUUGUGGCCCACGCCGUGUCCUUCACCCUCUUCCUGGGCCUGCUGGUCAUCAACGCCUCGGACCGCUUCGAGGGGGUCAGGAAUCUGCCCAACGAGACCAUCACUGACCACCCUCGCCAGGUGUUCCGGGUCAAGACCACUCAGUUCUCCUGGACCGAGAUGCUCAUCAUGAAAUGCGUGCUGGGUAUGAUCUGGUCGGAGGUCAAGGAGAUCUGGGUGGACGGUCCUAGAGAGUAUGUGAUGCACCUGUGGAAUGUGUUAGACUUCGGCAUGCUGUCUAUCUUUGUGGCUUCGUUCACCGCUCGGUUCAUGGCCUUCCUCAAGGCCUCGAAGGCCCAGCUGUACGUCGACCAGUUUGUCACCGACGAAGACAUCCGCAACGCAUCACUACCUACAGAGGUAGCCUACUACACCUAUGCCAGGAAUAAGUGGCGUCCAUCGGACCCCCAGAUCAUCUCAGAAGGUCUGUAUGCCAUUGCCGUGGUGCUGAGUUUCUCCCGUAUCGCCUACAUCCUGCCAGCCAACGAGAGCUUCGGCCCCCUCCAGAUCUCCCUGGGCCGGACGGUGAAGGACAUCUUCAAGUUCAUGGUGAUCUUCAUCAUGGUGUUUGUGGCCUUCAUGAUCGGCAUGUUCAACCUCUACUCUUAUUACCUAGGAGCCAAGUACAACCCUGCCUUCACCACGGUGGAGGAGAGCUUUAAGACCCUGUUCUGGUCCAUCUUCGGUCUGUCGGAGGUGAUCUCCGUGGUCCUGAAGUAUGACCAUAAGUUCAUAGAGAAUAUUGGUUAUGUGCUGUUCGGGGUCUAUAACGUCACUAUGGUGGUGGUUCUACUCAACAUGCUCAUCGCUAUGAUCAAUAGCUCCUACCAAGAGAUAGAGACAGAUGCAGAUGUAGAGUGGAAGUUUGCCCGUGCCAAGCUGUGGAUGUCCUACUUUGACGAGGGUCGCACUCUGCCCGCUCCUUUCAACAUGGUGCCUUCUCCCAAAUCCUGGUACUACCUGGUCCUCCGCACCAAGGCCUGCAUCGUUCACCUCUGCAAGGCCAAGGGGCGUCGCCACGACAACGAACUAGAGAUGGGCAUGCUUAACUCACGACUCAAGGGCAAACGCUACAGGGCCCACGGUCGACCACGAGAGGAGUCCACUCUCAGAAAACCCAUCAAACAUCCCACUAGAUACCAGAAGAUCAUGAAGCGUCUCAUUAAGCGCUAUGUUCUGAAAGCUCAGGUUGACAGGGAGAACGAUGAAGUCAAUGAAGGGGAACUGAAGGAGAUCAAGCAGGACAUCUCCAGCCUGCGCUAUGAGCUCCUGGAGGAGAAGUCUCAGGCCACCGGAGAACUGGCUGACCUCAUCACACAACUCAGUGACACAUUUGUCAAGAACGCCACCAAAAAAAACCUAAGAGAGAGGGGAGAAGGGGUCCCCUACAGCCUACCAUCCACCCCGCCAACCAGUGACCCAGCCAAAACCACCCUCUAA
This is a messenger RNA of Salvelinus namaycush (lake trout), 2613 nucleotides long. RefSeq names its product short transient receptor potential channel 7-like. The record is from RefSeq and is a predicted model, not a curated record. Gene Ontology annotation, molecular function: protein binding; store-operated calcium channel activity; inositol 1,4,5 trisphosphate binding. Lineage: Eukaryota; Metazoa; Chordata; Actinopteri; Salmoniformes; Salmonidae. Gene Ontology annotation, cellular component: membrane; cation channel complex. Gene Ontology annotation, biological process: regulation of cytosolic calcium ion concentration; manganese ion transport; calcium ion transmembrane transport. Bases 1 to 2613 code for a protein of 870 amino acids. The transcript has 12 exons.